CCAGACACAGCAGGAGCGCUCAGUGGCGGUGCAGUUUCCACUUCGCCUUCUCAGCCGCCCGCACACCGCCUCUCCCUCGAGCAGCAGGAACGGCAGCAGCUCCUGGCCGCCGCAGCCGGGCUCCCAGCUCCUGCCCGCUCGCCGCCUUCAGUACCUCCCCCUCGUCAGCACUCUGCCCGCAGGUCUUUCCUUCUGCCAGCCGCUUUGAACUCUCAGGAUCUUUUUUCUCUGCUUGCCAAUCUCUUCUUCCCCCACGCCACAUUUCUCAACUCCUCUCCCUUUAUCCUUAGCCACCUUCCUCGUUUCUCCUUUUUAUUGGGGAUUUCGUCUUGACUUCAGACGACUUGUUUUCCUUACGCUCGUCCACUUCAGCCCUGAAGACUGAAGAGGAACCUUUACCUUUUCCUUCCAGUGGCAUUUAACAAACUUCAUUUCUUAAAAAGUCUUAAGAAGCAAAGGCACGGGACGCGGGACCUUCUCGAUACCCUUGAGCCCCUUCCAGAACUGCACGAGCAACCAUAACUAGCAUUUUACUGAACCCCACUGGAGGGGAGGGCUCUUAAGAGGAGCCAAGAGCAAACUUCAGCCGUCUCAGCGGAUCCGUGGUUCCCGCAUUUGGAGGAGCCCCGUGCCAGUAGGAGAAGGACUCACAAGGGACGAGGAGGAACCCCGGGUCUCCUUCGCCCCCUCCCGGAGUCCGAAACAGUGGACUGAGCCGCGCGGCACAGCGGCGGAGGAGGCGAGAAGAUGCGGGGCUCGGGGCCCCAGGGUGCUGGGCGCCGGAGGCCCCCGGGCGGCGGCAACGGCGGCGGCAGCGAUUACCCCAGCACCCCUGCGUCUCUGGCCGGCUGCUACCCCGCACCUCGCAGAGGCCCCCUCUGGACGUGCCUUCUCCUGUGCGCCGCGCUCCGGACCCUCCUGGCCAGCCCCAGCAACGAAGUGAACUUACUGGAUUCACGUACUGUCAUGGGGGAUCUGGGAUGGAUUGCUUUUCCAAAAAAUGGGUGGGAAGAGAUUGGUGAAGUUGAUGAAAAUUAUGCCCCCAUUCACACAUACCAGGUAUGCAAAGUUAUGGAACAGAAUCAGAAUAACUGGCUUUUGACCAGUUGGAUCUCCAAUGAAGGUGCUUCCAGAAUCUUCAUAGAACUCAAGUUUACUCUGCGGGACUGCAACAGCCUUCCAGGAGGACUGGGGACUUGUAAGGAAACUUUUAACAUGUAUUAUUUUGAGUCAGAUGAUGAAAAUGGGAGAAACAUCAAGGAAAACCAGUACAUCAAAAUUGAUACCAUUGCUGCCGAUGAGAGCUUUACAGAACUUGAUCUUGGUGACCGUGUCAUGAAACUGAAUACAGAGGUCAGAGAUGUAGGACCCUUAAGCAAGAAGGGAUUUUAUCUUGCGUUUCAAGAUGUGGGUGCUUGCAUUGCUCUGGUUUCUGUUCGCGUGUACUAUAAAAAAUGCCCUUCUGUGGUACGGCACCUGGCUGUCUUCCCUGACACAAUCACUGGAGCUGAUUCCUCACAGUUGCUUGAAGUGUCAGGCUUUUGUGUCAACAAUUCGGUGACAGAUGAACCGCCCAAAAUGCACUGCAGCGCUGAAGGGGAAUGGCUGGUGCCCAUUGGGAAAUGCAUGUGCAAGGCGGGAUAUGAAGAGAAAAAUGGCACCUGUCAAGUGUGCAGACCUGGGUUCUUCAAAGCCUCACCUCACAGCCAGAGCUGCAGCAAAUGUCCACCUCACAGUUAUACCCAUGAGGAAGCUUCAACCUCUUGUGUCUGUGAAAAGGAUUAUUUCAGGAGGGAGUCUGAUCCACCCACAAUGGCAUGCACAAGACCCCCCUCAGCUCCUCGGAAUGCCAUCUCAAAUGUUAAUGAAACUAGUGUCUUUCUGGAAUGGAUUCCUCCUGCUGACACUGGUGGAAGGAAAGAUGUGUCAUAUUAUAUUGCAUGCAAGAAGUGCAACUCCCAUGCAGGUGUGUGUGAGGAGUGUGGCGGUCAUGUCAGGUACCUCCCCCGGCAAAUCGGCCUGAAAAACACCUCUGUCAUGAUGGUGGAUCUACUCGCUCACACAAACUAUACCUUUGAGAUUGAGGCAGUGAAUGGAGUGUCCGACUUGAGCCCAGGAUUCCGGCAGUAUGUGUCUGUAAAUGUAACCACAAAUCAAGCAGCCCCCUCUCCAGUUACCAAUGUGAAAAAGGGGAAGAUUGCAAAAAACAGCAUAUCUUUGUCUUGGCAAGAGCCAGAUCGCCCCAAUGGAAUCAUCUUGGAGUAUGAAAUCAAAUAUUUUGAAAAGGACCAAGAGACCAGCUACACAAUUAUCAAAUCUAAAGAGACAACUGUUACUGCAGAGGGCCUGAAACCAGCUUCAGUAUAUGUCUUCCAAAUUCGAGCACGCACAGCAGCAGGCUAUGGUAUCUUCAGUCGAAGAUUUGAGUUUGAAACCAUUCCAGUGUCAGUUGCGGCAUCCAGCGAUGAAAGCCAGAUUCCAAUAAUUGCUGUGUCUGUGACAGUGGGAGCCAUUUUGUUGGCAGUGGUUAUCGGCUUUCUCCUCAGUGGAAGUUGCUGCGAAUGUGGCUGUGGGAGGGCUUCUUCCCUGUGCGCUGUUGCCCAUCCAAGCCUAAUAUGGCGGUGUGGCUACAGCAAAGCAAAACAAGAUCCCGAAGAGGAAAAGAUGCAUUUUCAUAAUGGGCACAUUAAACUGCCAGGAGUAAGAACUUAUAUUGAUCCACAUACCUAUGAGGACCCCAAUCAAGCUGUCCAUGAAUUUGCCAAGGAGAUAGAAGCUUCAUGUACCACCAUUGAAAGAGUUAUUGGAGCAGGUGAAUUUGGUGAAGUUUGUAGUGGACGGUUGAAACUGCCUGGAAAAAGAGAAUUACCUGUGGCUAUCAAAACCCUUAAAGUAGGCUAUACUGAAAAGCAACGAAGAGAUUUCCUAGGUGAAGCAAGUAUCAUGGGACAAUUUGAUCAUCCUAACAUCAUCCAUUUAGAAGGUGUUGUAACCAAAAGUAAACCAGUAAUGAUAUUGACAGAAUAUAUGGAGAAUGGCUCUUUAGAUACAUUUUUAAAGAAAAAUGAUGGGCAGUUCACUGUAAUUCAGCUUGUUGGUAUGCUGAGAGGCAUCGCUGCUGGAAUGAGGUACCUUUCUGACAUGGGCUAUGUGCAUAGAGACCUUGCUGCCAGAAACAUCUUAAUCAACAGUAACCUUGUGUGCAAAGUGUCUGACUUUGGACUUUCCAGGGUACUGGAAGAUGAUCCUGAGGCAGCCUACACCACGAGGGGAGGCAAGAUUCCAAUCAGAUGGACUGCCCCAGAAGCAAUAGCUUUUCGAAAGUUUACCUCUGCCAGUGAUGUCUGGAGCUACGGAAUAGUGAUGUGGGAGGUUGUGUCUUAUGGCGAAAGACCCUAUUGGGAAAUGACCAAUCAAGAUGUAAUUAAAGCAGUAGAAGAAGGUUACCGUCUGCCAAGCCCCAUGGACUGUCCUGCUGCUCUCUAUCAAUUAAUGCUAGAUUGCUGGCAGAAAGAUCGAAAUAGCCGGCCCAAGUUUGAGGAAAUAGUCAGCAUGUUGGAUAAGCUGAUACGUAACCCAAGUAGCUUGAAGACACUGGUUAACGCAUCAAGCAGAGUAUCUAAUUUAUUGUCAGAACAUGGACCACUGGGAUGUGGGGCAUACAGAUCAGUAGGUGAAUGGCUAGAAGCAAUCAAAAUGGGCCGGUAUACAGAGAUUUUCAUGGAAAAUGGAUACAGUUCAAUGGACGCUGUGGCUCAGGUGACCUUGGAGUGAGUAAUUUUUCUGAUAAUUUUUACAUAAAUGUUGGGGCAAGAAAAAUUGUUCAGCAACCAAUCUGGAUGGGGGCAAGGGGAUCAAUUAACCUUUGUCUAUGUGCAGUAGCUUUCAAAGAAGCCUCGUCUUUUUUUUAGCCUGUAUUGUUAACAACUGCAUGGUUAAUGCUACUUGUUGCCAAUAUAUUUGCUUCAAAAAAAUAGCAUUUGAGCAUUUGAAUAAUUGGAGUAGCAGCUCCUUGGCAAAGUACUGGUAUUUCGUGUUGUGGAAGAUGUUUUCUUGACAAAAUUUGAAUAUUGGUACCUGUGUUAUAUGAAUGUAAAUACAAAACAAAACAAACUGUAAGCACAAUUGGUGUGGCUAGGCCUAUAUAACUACAAAACAUGUUCUUAAAUUUCGGCUGUCUGUGAAGAAUAUCCAGGUAACAGCAGCUUAAACAAAGCUCAUGAAGGCAGGAAUCUCAUUUCAUCUCUAAGUGGUGCACCUUAUAUCCUUGCAGUACAAGGGUAUAUUUGAUCCUGCCUCAGAUUUGUUUUUAGUGCAAUCUCAGUGGAACCAAUUGUGCCCUUUUCUGUUUGCACGUUUAAGAUAAAAUCUGUCAAAUUUUAUUCAAUAAAAAUCACUAGAGUUAAGUAUCAAAUUCUUUAAGAUUGUCAGUUGUUUGUAUUUUAUUAUAUACUCUGUAUGUGUAAUUAUUUUAGCCUAGGAUUUAUUUGUGAAAAUUAACUGUCUCCAUGGUAGUUUCAUCUAGACUAUGUUAAUGUUAAUAAUAUUUUAACCUGUGAAUUUAAUAUCUUACUUCAAAUUAACUACAAAUUCAAAGGUUAGAAUAUUAUAAGUAUUAGAACAUGGUAGAAUAUUCUAAAGUGCUAAACCACAGUCUUUAUUUCAUUACUUCACAUAAUAUGCACAUUGAGCGGUUCUCUUUCACAAUGUCUAUUGCUACAGUGUUCUUUGAUUCAGUGAAUUCACUGUCCACCCCCACAAAAGGGAACAGGGUACCACCAUUUAUCACCAGUUAAUGUCACAUCCUCAGCAUUUUUUCUUCCUUAACACCUAUAACUAAAAGGACCUAAACUCAUCACUCAGCUUGCUCUCUUAAUUUAUGGAAUUCCAUUCUCACCAUCACCACCAAUUCACCUACUUAAUCACAAAUAUGCUUUGACUAUUAUUUCCUUGGACACAAAGGACUCAUUUAUGCUAUAUUUAAAAUAGUAAACUGAACAAUUUACUGAUAAUUUAAAACUAUUUUUACGAUUGCUAUUUAAUUUUUCAGUAAAAUGGUCAUUUUAAUUUAUUAAAUUCAUUUGUCAUUUUAUAUUAAAAUGAUACUGUAGGUAUUUCUUCUACCCAAUGUCAGAUUACUUGUAAUAUAUAUAAUAAAAUUAUUUGCAUUAAA
Trichechus manatus latirostris (Florida manatee) is the source of this 5173-nucleotide messenger RNA. It is a transcript of the gene EPHA5, whose product is annotated as EPH receptor A5. Lineage: Eukaryota; Metazoa; Chordata; Mammalia; Sirenia; Trichechidae. The transcript has 17 exons. The record is from RefSeq and is a predicted model, not a curated record. Bases 748 to 3774 code for a protein of 1008 amino acids. Gene Ontology annotation, biological process: axon guidance; ephrin receptor signaling pathway; protein phosphorylation. Gene Ontology annotation, molecular function: ATP binding; transmembrane-ephrin receptor activity; protein binding. Gene Ontology annotation, cellular component: dendrite; plasma membrane.